Messenger RNA from Pelobates cultripes (western spadefoot toad), 13348 nucleotides. NCBI's taxonomy places the organism in Eukaryota, Metazoa, Chordata, Amphibia, Anura, Pelobatidae. The record is from the annotation of a GenBank genome assembly.
CAGGAAGCUGUGCGCACAGGAUGACAAAGACCCCGAGCUCGGAGUCCCAGCUGUCACACCCUCAGACUGUCUGCAAUAAACUGCCGCAGAUACACUCACAAUAGGCGGGCCGCGUGACUAUGGGCGUUCACCACUCGCGCGUCUCUGGCAACGGGCGGGGGCAGUUGUAAAGACUGUGCGCGCGCGGUAUGCCAGGAGUGCUGGCGGUCGGUGCACGCGCAGUAUCCCAGGGUUACCGGCUGUUGUGUAGGGCGCUCGGGCAGGUCGGUGCAGGACCAGCUGGGGGAAGAUGGACGAGUUUCAGACGGCGGAAGAGGUGAAGUGUCACGGCUAGUUCCCCCCAGUAAAGAGGGGAGGUCAGGCCUCCGGGUUGUGUUGUGUACAGUCCUUGUGUGACUUCCACGUAGCGGAUAUGAGGAGAGGGAGAUAUCCGCAGCCAUUAGGACUGUCUCCUCCUCGUGGGGUGAGGGGGGCCUGGCCUUCCCCCCCUGUGAGCGAACUGUGAGUGAUCGCAGUGACUGCUAACCGCCUCCCGGGUCAGCCAGCAGCAUGGUAAUAGCCAGCCUCUCCAUCCAUGUGCCCGCUGUGACCUGACACCCUGAGGGCAGAGUCCUGAGAUCUGAUGACAAGCUGGGGUUAACACAGUGUAAUCAUACAGAGACUGCUUAAAGGGACACUAUAGUCACCCGGAACACUGACUGAAGAAGUCUGGGUGUCCCGUCACACUUAGUCCUGCAAUAUACAACAUUGUAGUUUUAAAGAAACAGCAAUGUUAAGACAGCCUUUAGGGUGGGGUAGACUAUCUUUGGCACUCCAGAUGUUGUGGACUGUAGUGGCUCUACCAGACAGCCACUUGAGCCUUUCCCGGGAUCUUACCAGACUUUAGGUCAGGGGUCCUCAAACACCGCCCCCCAGCUGUUGCUGAACUACAACUCCCAUGAUUCUCUGGCUAUCUAUGUAAUUCAAAGAAUCAUGGGAGUUGUAGUUCAGCAACAUCUGGGGGGCCGGAGUUUGAGGACCCAUGCUUUAGGUCGACUCACACUGGACAUUUCAGUAUCUGUUAAAUCCCCAUUGGAAGAUUUAAUGCUAACACUUGUGGCGCAUGUGCAGGAGGCAGGGUGCCAACCCAGGGACAUCGGCGCUGGAUCGAAUAAGUGACUCAAUUAUUUUUUUAACCCAUUGCAUGCCAGGGGAAAGGUGAGGGAGUGGGCGACCAGAGGGAACUGUAGUGCUAGGAAUAUAGAUUUAUAUUCUUGGUACUAUAGUAUCCUUUUAACUGUCAUAAGUGAUGUAGAAGUUUUAAUUUAUUUGAGUUUUUAGGGUGUGAUCUUUAUUCUAGUGCCUCUUUACCAGUGUCAUAAUUAGUAAAGACCAUGCAUUUCCCAGUAAUCAAUAUAUUAUUAUAUUGAUUAUAACAAGAUUAUUAUAACAUAUUACUCUGAUAUGAUAUAUAACCAAGAAACCGUUCUGGUGGGGACACUCAAGGCAGUAUUUAAACCAAUUUUUCAAUUUAUUAAUCUUUCCUCUGAUAAAAUCUGUUGUCUGCUGCUGUUGCUUGUAAUCUGUAAACAAGGCACUAAACACUAGAUGUAGUUUAGUUGUCAAAAUUAUUAAAGUUACUUGACAGGUAUUCAGCCUCUAUGGCCUGAUGAAAGGAACACUCCAUGCACGGCACCUGCCAUACCAGUCUUUUCCAGUAGAAGAAGACGGAUGUCACUUUGAAGCAGAGCAGAACUGCAAUGAUUGGCUGCUUAGCACUUUCAGUCAAUGAUCGUACUGCAUUGCUCUAAGCAUGGUUUCCCAGCGGAACUCAAUUAAGUUAUCAAACCUUGCCAAAAUGGUUUGACAUCUUACUGUGGAACUUUGCUGGGGCAUUUGCCUCACGAUAAUCACUACAUCAGACUUUAGUGGUCAUGGUGUUAUGAAUGUACCUUUAAUGUGUUAAGUAGCUUUUAUCCUGCAUUUUUCUGGAAUGAAAGUACCCAGCUUUUAGACUCUGAGACAAUUAUUGGAUUGUCUAUACCAGUAACUUAGGAACAGUACAAUGUGCAUACUGUAGAACAAGGGUGUAACCCUCAUUUGUUAUGGAGGGUCAAAUUUAACAUUGGAGUGGGCUGGCUCCAAGCAUUACAAUGCUUUUUAUUUGUAAUGAUUUGAGUGUUUGUUUAUUGGAAAAAUAAUUAAGCGCCAUAACUGUUUUUCUCAGUUUAGUGGUUCAGAUGCUACAAGUUUAUGGUGGGAUUCCAACACCCCUAAUGAAACAAUUUUGGGGAAAUAAUCAUGCCUACCUAUUGCUCUUUAACCCCUUAAAGAUGGCGGGCGUUCUAUGCCAUCCUUUUUUGGGCGGUCCUAAACACCGGAGGGCGACCAUAGAAUGUCCAGGGGACUUACCGGGUCCCCACCGAUCCCACGACGGUGGUCGCGAUGCAGGGACCUGCCUGGGAACUGAAGCAGCCCCCUUCUGCACGAUCCGGCUCUCCAGGGUCAUGUGAUUGCGGGGUCCUUGCGAUCACAUGGCCGGAACAGCCGGCUCAUGCAGUGUCAACAGGGGGACUGUCUGAGCUCUCAGGCUGUCCCCUUGCUGCCUGUAAAAAAAAGUUAUUUUUUUUUUUUUUUCAACGGAAGUAAAAGUAAAAAAAAAAAAAAGAAUAAAGUAAAUUAAAGUACUUACAUCAUAUAUAUAUUUUAUAUGAUGUAAGUACUUUAAUUUGCAGAGACGCACACACAAACUAUUAUUUUAAGUGUAUUUUAAUAUUAAUAUAUAAUUAUUGUAUUAUAUAUUAAAAUACAGUUAGAAUGACGUUAAAUAUAUAUUAAAAAUCAAUAAGAAAAUUGACAAAAUACAACUAAAAAAUAAAUAAAAAAAUUAAAUUAAAAAAUAUUAUACACCUGUAUACUUUUGCUCGAACUGUAUUUUGAUAUUAAUAUACAUAUAUAUUUAAAUAAAAAUACAUUUAGAAUGAUGUUAUAAAUACAUAUAUGUAUAUCUAUAUAUAAACAAUAUUUUAAAAAUGUGUGUGUGUGUGUAUAUAUAUAUAUAUAUAUAUGUGUGUGUGUGUGUGUGUGUGUGUAUAUAUAUAUAUAUAUAUAUAUAUAUAUAUAUAUAUAUAUAUAUAUAUAUAUAUAUAUAUAUAUAUAUAUUAGAUAGAUAGCGAAGUCUAUAUAUAUAUCUAUUAUUUUUUUUAUUUUUUUUCAUGAUAGUCAUUUCAUUAAUUACAAUUUGAGGGUCUUGCCUGACAGGCAGAAAGUCCAGAGAAUAUGGUUCGCAAGCCCUAUGUUUUACCCUGUAACUUUCCAUAAAACCUAUGCAUAAGGGGGUACAGUUUUAUUCGGGAGACUUCGCUGAACACAAAUAUUAGUGUUUCAAAAAACACAUCACAACAAUGAGAAUGUCUGUGAAAGUGCAGUUUUUUGCAUUUUUCACACACAAACGGCAUUUUCACUGAUGGUAUAAUUGUUGUAAUGUUUGGAAACUCUAAUAUUUGUGUUCAGCAAAGUCUCUCGAGUAUAACAGAGCAAAAAUGCAAUGCAAAAAACUGCACCCACCAUCAAAAGUUACAGAAUGUAAUAUAAGACUUGCAUUUUCAUUUUUUCACAUUCAAAUUUGCCAGAUUGGUUAUGUUGCCUUUGAGACUGUAUGGUAGCCACUGGCGGAUCCAGGGGGGGGGCAACGGGGCAAUUGCCCCCCCCGAGAAAUCCGCCGGUCUUCCUCUCCCUCCCCUGCCAGCACAUGCAGGUGCCAGCCCUGCAAUGUGCCUGCGGACCGGAGGGGAGGUCAGAGCUCUCCCUCCCCGGUCCGCAGGCACUGUGCUGACAGCAGGUGUUCUAUCAGUCUGGUAUACUCCGUCAGAUUGCUAUACCCACGUCACUUCCGGUGAGGGGAAUCAGCUGUCUCCUGUGCUGCACAUGCGUGCUAGCACUCCUGCUACUCCUCCACAGCAAGGUCCUGGAAGGUAAGUAAAACAAGUUUUACACUUUCAUUAUAGUUAGUGCAUUCACUAAGCUUAGGCACACGGGACAUUUAGGGUUAAGUGAGGGUUUUAAAUGUUUCUCCUGAACUAAAUUUUAUAUAUAAUAAGUGUGGGUGCAUUUAAUAUGAAAGAAGUGAAUUACGGUUGGACAGACCUAUAGCCCCAGGUUUUGUUUUAUUUUGAUCACAAGUUGUACAACUGGCUCAGUCCUUAAGGGCUUAAUAAAAAAUAAAUAAUCUCUGAACUGCUUUCACCCUGGUUCAGUGCCCUUCUCUCUUACACUACUAACCUUAAUUUACUUAUGCGUGCUUUCUUGCUCUCUUAAAGGAUCACUAUAGGGUCAGGAACACAAACAUGUAUUCCUGACCCUACAGUGUUAAAACCUCCAUCUAGCCCCCUGGCCCUCUCAUGCCUCCAUAAAUGUAAUAAAAAUCUUAUUGUAUUCAAGCCUGAAGCUGUAACUCUGCAUACGGUUUGCCUAAAAAAAAUAAAAAAAAUAAAAAAAAAAUCUGUCUGCUGACAUCAUCAGAAGUGGUGGCCUGAUCCAAUCACAGUGAUUCCCCAUAGGAUUGGCUGAGUUUGACAAGGAGGCAGAUCAGGGACAGAGCCAGCAUGAUUCAAACACAGCCCUGGCCAAUCCACAUCUCCUCAUAGAGAUAAAUUGAAUCAGUGACUCUCCAUGAGGAAAGUUCAGUGUCUGCAUGCAGAGGGAGGAGAUACUGAAUGUUUGGAUGCAUUUUAGGCAGCCAUCUGAGGAGUGGCCAGUAACGUAAUCACUAGGCUGUAAUGUUAAACACUGCAUUUUCUCUGAAAAGACAGUGUUUACAGCAAAAAGCCUGAAGGUAAUGAUUCUACUCACCAGAACAAAUUUAAUAAGCUGUAGUGGUUUUGGUGACUCUAGGGUCCUUUUAAUAUCACAUUUUCUCACCCCAUACUGUUGAAAACAGGCUUUGCCUUGAGAUGGAGAAACUUUUCACUCCUCCUCUCACUGCCUUCUUUCUUGUUUAUUAUUGUUAUUGUUUCUUUAUUUUAUGUUUUGCCCCUUAUCCAAGUUUUUUUUUUUUUUCCUUCAUUUUUUUUUUUUAAACAGCGUUUCAAUAAUUUUUACAUUUUUUGAUCAGAAAUGCUAUUAUUAUUAUUAUUAUUAUUAUUUUUUUCAAACAAAAAACAAACGUUUCCAGAUAUGUAUAUAUGACUUUCAUACAUAAUUUGAAUGUAUUUCUUUCUGCUGUAACAUAUGGAUGCUAUACUCGUCCUGGUCAGGUGAGUAAGUUGGACUUUUCUUUCCCUAUGCAACUCCAACUUUUUUCUACACUGCUGGGUGUGAUUUGGGCCUCUCACAGAUUUUUCCAUUAUUUUUUUUUUUACUUCUUUAUAUUCGUCAACUGUAAAUAAUAGAUAUGGUGUUAAAAAAUUUUUCACUAAAUGUGAGGGGCCUAAACACGCCACAUAAACGUAGGCUAUUGCUAGGUGAGACAAAAACUCAUAAAUCUGACGUUCUAUUUCUUCAGGAGACACAUUUUAAACAUGGUAAGAUUCCAUCUACCCUAGAAAAAACAAUUUCAAACUAUCCUCUUCAGUUUCAUUCCACGUUCAGAUCAAAAUAAGUCUUAGAAGUCCUUUUCCGGUUUAUUAGCUCCUCAUCUACUUACAUUACUAGUCGUUAUGCGCUCAAAUUACAACAUUACCUAAACCUGGCAAAGCACCCAAUUUCACUUAUUAAUAAUGAUACUAAAAUAUACUCCAAAAUAUUGGCCAAUAGGUUAGUUCAAAUACUUCCACUUUUAAUUGAUCAAGACCAGGUGGACUUCGUUUUAAAUGUCAGGCCCCGGAUAGCACUAGAUGCUAAAUUAAUCUGAUUCACCACAUUAAAAUGAACAGCACGCCUUCUCUGCUCGUAUGUUUAGAUGCAGAGAAAGCGUACGAUAGGAUACAUUUGGGAUUUUUUAAAAAGAAGUUAUGUCAGAGCUGUGUUCACGUUGUACUAUAAUCCAACGGCUACGGUGUCCACAACUUGCUUUGUAUCUGACCAUUUUGCUUUAUUCAACGGGACCAGACAGGGCUGCCCAUUGCCGUCGCUGUUAUUCAUGCUGGCAAUGGAGCCUUUGGCUGAGUCUAUAAGACAAUGUACGGACAUCGAGGGUAUUAUGGUAGGAGAGAGGGAACAUAAUAGGCUUAUUUGCAGAUGAAAUUAUGCUAUCUUUGAAAAAUCCUUCAACCUCAGUCCUGUCAUUAAGGUCUAUCUUGCAAGAAUUGGGCAAAAUUUCUUACUAUAAGUUAAACACAAAUAAGACUCAGGAGCAAUUUCUUUUUAUUUAUUUUUUUUUUUAUAUCCCACGGCACAUAUUAAAUUAUUUAAAAGAGGACUUUGACUGGAGGGAUUCAUACAUCUCUUAUAUAGGUAUUAAUCUCUACAAGAACCUGUCAAAUAUGCAUACAUAUAAUUUAGCUAAGGUCUGGCUCGCUUUUAGGGACGACAUUGAGAGAUGGUGUUGACUGUAAAUUUUUUUUGGUUGGGCAGAAUAAAUUCGGUCAAAAUGGCUCUCCUUCCUAGAAUUUUAUACUUUCUUAGAGCUAUCCCCCUCACUAUACCUUCCUCUUUUUAAAAGAAGGUUCACUCUGCCCUUCUGGCAUUUGUCUGGAAUAAAAUAAAACGUGCAGAAUUCAAUUGGCUAUCCUACAAAAACUUGGAGUUAGUGGAGGUAUGUGUUUGCUGAAUUUGAGUCAGUAUUAUUUCGCAGCUAAUGCUCUUAAAUUUAAUUUGGAACAUGGUCGCCCGCUGUGGUUGGAGAUGGAGGCUACUAAGAUCUCUCCCUAUAAGAUAACUGAAGUGCUAUGGUCACUCUCCUCUCUUUGGCCGUGAAUGGCGAACAUGUUCCCAACCACCAAGAUCGGGAUGCUGUUUUGAAAAAAAAUUAAACCUUCUGCUUUUUGGUCCAGAUCAUGUUAGAGGAGUCACGGCUAUGUUUACAUUGCAGGUUUAAGCCAGCCUCUAGUGGCUGUCUUCCGGACAGCCACUAGAGGUGCAUCUGCGAUGCUGGAGGCAUAUUAUGUCUGCAUCACGCAGAGCGUCCAUAGGAAAGCAUUGAAAAAUGCUUUCCUAUUGACAGCUUGAAUGUGCGAGGCACUUGGCGCGCAUUCGGCUCCGCGGACGUUGGCGGGGGAGGAGAGGUCACCAGCGCCGAGGGAGCCCGGCACUGGAAAAAGGUAAGCUGCUGAAGUGGUUUUAGCCCCUUCAGGGCACUAUAGUGUCAGGAAAACCACUUACUUUUCCUGACACUAUAGUGAUCCUUUAACUCCCUCCAGACUUUUCAAUUUCAAACUAUUAAAUAUGAACCAAUGCUGGAGGGAAUGUGGACAGGUAGGCACACUUCAUCAUAUCUUUUGGUCAUGUCCAAAACUCACACAAUACUGGAAAGAUAUACAGACAUUAAUUGGAAUCCUUACCACUUUAAUUCCAAACUUAACACCUACAAUGUGCCUCCUGAAGAAACUCCUGGAUGGUUUACAAAAGCUACAGAAAUUAUAAUACGUCAUAUCCUGAUCUCAGCCAUACCUAGAUACUGGAAAUCGGACACUAUUCUUUCUAUAGCUGAGGUGUUAAACAAUAUAUUAGAGAUCAAGAGGUGUGAAUUGGCCUCUAGAGCACCCUCAUACACGCUGGAAACCCUAAGGUAUGAAUAAGGGACUCUGGGAGCGGGACGUCAGAAAAAGGUAUUUACUUUAAUACUUACCUCACUUGACCAGACACAAACACAGAAAGAUUUCCACUAUAACUUUUUUUUUUUUUUUUUUUAAUGGGAUACAGCAGAUCUGAGAUCUUUUUAUUGUUUGAUAUAAUACAUAAUUGACAUAAUGUUUAUAACGCAUACUAUUUCAUCAACAUUUGCAAUUAAUACUGGAAACAUUUACUCCUUGUAUUCCCCUGUAAUAUGUAUUUUUUUAUUUUUGUUUAUUUGUAAUUCAUACAGUGUUAUUGUCAUUUUUGUUAUUGAAUAACUUUUAAUAAUAAAGCAUUUGAAAGAAAAUAGGCUUUGCCCAAGUCUGACAGAGAAUGGUUUACCAAAGUAAGCACACAAAUAUCAACACGUGAUGCAGUUCAUGUUUCAUACCAUAAUCAUCUCAUGCGAAGUAAGAUGGAAAAAGCUGUUUGAAAUUAUACCUUUUGCUUGAAUUAGAUGUGUACAUGAGGCAAAGCAAUAUCUACUUUGCUUUGUAAAUAUAUACUGAUUUGAUUGGAAUUUCAUGAAAGGAUUAAAGGACCACUCUAGGCACCCAGACCACUUCAGCUUAAUGAAGUGGUCUGGGUGCCAGGUCCUUCUAGGGUUAACCCAUUUUUUUAUAAACAUAGCAGUUUCAAAGAAACUGCUAUGUUUAUCAAUGGGUUAAGCCUUCCCCCAAAUCCUCUAGUGGCUGUCUCAUUGACAGCCGCUAGAGGCGCUUGCGUGCUUCUCACUGUGAAAAUCACAGUGAGAGCACGCAAGCGUCCAUAGGAAAGCAUUAUGAAUGCUUUCCUAUGCGACUGGCUGAAUGCGCGCGCAGCUCUUGCCGCACGUGCGCAUUCAGCCGACGGGGCGGAUCGGAGGAGGCAGAGAGCUCCCCGCCCAGCGCUGGAAAAAGGUAAGUUUUUACCCCUUCCAGAGCCGGGCGGGAGGGGGACCCUGAGGGUGGGGGCACCCUCAGGGCACUAUAGUUUUCCUGGCACUAUAGUGGUCCUUUAAGAUUCUAUGAGUUUUAUCAAGCAUGUAUUGUUAUAAUCAAAAGUGGCAGUGCUGCUUUGUUAUACCUUUUUCCUCACACAAGAUUUUUAUUGUAUUCAUUCAGCUGCGGGUCCACAUUUUGUUAUGUCAGAGUGCAGUCCAUAUUUAAACUAUAUUAUAAAUAACGGUGGCAUGUUUGUGUUAUAGUAGAGGAAGGGAUUGUUAUGAUCACACUUUUAUAUAAUUUUUUUACUUUUUUUUUUUUUUCAGUCCUCCUUUGUUGUGGAUGAAGUAACUAAUAUUAUUAAAGAGGUAAGAUUUACAAACAAAAAUAUGCUUUAACCAAAGUUAAAUAGGCUCUAUCACUAUGGCAUGUCUGCAUAUUUUGCAACAACCCACAAAAGGUGACCGAGAUCCCCACUUGUUGAAAGUUAGAUAAACUUACCUGAAAUUGUACCCUGUGUGUUCCGCCGCCAUCUUCUUUCUUCAACUCUUGUUGCUUCAGGAGCUGCAUCAGUGCUGUAUUCUCAUACAUGUGCAACACUGACAAAUGUGAUUGCGGUAUCAUCCACAGACAAAGUCUUGCAAUCUGCAAGAAGAAGCCUGCUUGGCUGUGAGAAUUGACAAAACUUGGCAGCAAAGCUCGCCUUUCCUUAAAUUUAGAUUUGCCCUUAAGACAAACUUAAGUCCAUUUGUCUUGCUAUCGUUUGACUGCGUUGGGUUUUGAGUGAAUAUCCAACACAGUCAAUGCGAGUAUGUAUAAGAGUAUUCUAGCUGCUUUAAUGCAAUACAUUGAGUUAUUGAUGUGUAGUAUAAAUAACUACUUCAUUUUCCUAAAAUAUAUUUUUGUUUUGGAAAGCUGACAAAACACAAACACUGUCUUGCAUUAUUACGGUUUCUUAGAAAGAGAAUUAUAAAGAAAUAUAAAAAAUGUUCCUAUUCCAGUCAGAAUUUGUAUAAAAGGUCCUCAAAUAUAACAUUUUUAUGUUCGUUUACUGAUUCAAGCCACAGACACAUUUUGAUUAAGUUGUUUGUAAGUAAUUAUCAAGAUCAGUCUCCCAGGGCCAUUAUAUUGCAUUGUGUUAACAUUUUUUUUUUUUUUUAGUCCAUAGAAAGUGCCAUAGGUGGGAAUGCGUAUCAACAUAACAAAGUCAACCAGUGGACCACCAAUGUGGUGGAACAAACCCUCAGUCAGCUUACAAAAUUAGGCAAGCCUUUUAAGUAUAUUGGUAAGUAAUCUCUCCAUUUAAAGUUUGGCAUUUUACAGUUAAGGCUUGACAAACCAAAGAGUUGGGACACCACAUUUCUUUGAAAUGUUGCGGCUGGCACCUAACAAUUAUGUUUUUCUGUAGAGCCGAGUGUAUCUUUUGCUAACUCCUUUAAUGUGAGUCCAGUACAAACACCAUUGAACCAGCAGCAUUUAAUAAUGGCAGUUCCACAAAUCAAUACUGAAACUACAAAACUAAAUAUCUUAAAAGCAUGCUGUUGGCCAUUUCUAUAACAUCUAUAGAGGUAAUUUUUAGUUUAUACAGUGUUUAGUCUUGGUCAAGGCCUGGGCUGCAUGGUAGAGAAUGUAGCUGUUAACUGUUCACCGGUAUACAUUACCGUACCUGCUAUACAAACCAUAGAUCAUAAGCAUAACAUUGAAAAACAACAUUAGAAAAAAAACUAAACAAAACUAGUGCAAUUUGGUUUUACCUGCCAUUACUGAAAAAUCAUCUCAGGCUGGUGUAUGGCAUUGAGCACUUUAGUGUCCCAUCAAAUAAAAGUGUCCUGAUGAUAAAAAUAUGUGGAUGCAUAUUGACUUAAAGCAGAACUGUUUGAUCCUCAUUCCCUCACACCAGUAAAUAAAAAAAAAAAAAAAAAGCCAUCAUUGUGGGUGACAAAGUGGUAUUGGGAAAGUAUAAGAAAAUGAAAGGAGGUGGCAGAAAAACAUGGGGAAGGAGAAAGGCAUGUGGAUAGACUGAAUGGGAGAAAGCAUGAAAGAAGCUGCAAAAGUAGAAACAAAAUGGAGAAAGUAAAUUUAGAAAGUUGAUGUAUCUUGGACUAAAAGUCUUCUGAUGUCUAACAUGUGAGUUAGUGUGUCCUUGUUAUCUGCCCAAGCUUCCUUGGAUGUAAUAAGCAACUCUUUCACUGUACUCAUUCCCUCCACCUGUUCAAACCAUUUAGUGAAUAAGUACGAGGCGUUUUCCAAUGAAUUAGUACAAGGACAGUGGCUUUUUUUAUUUUUAUAUAGACUCCAUUGCUGAAUCUAUAACACUGGCCUCCCACCUCAACUGAAGAACUUGUAACUGCACGUCUAAACCUCUUGGCAAACUGAGGAGUACCCACCCAGUUGGGGAACUUUUCACUAUUCAUUGCUAAGGGGACUAGUGCAAGUUUAUACCUCUCUUAAAUGAAUAUUAUAGUCAGGAACUGUGAACCACUGUGUCAUAGUUAAGUAUGAACUUCAUAAGGUGGCCAAGAGGGAGGAAGGAUGAGGUGACUUCUAACAAAACUAUAUUUUCUUCUUGAUAGUGACUUGUGUAAUUAUGCAGAAAAAUGGUGCAGGACUUCACACAGCAAGCUCCUGUUUCUGGGAUAAUGCAACAGACGGUAAGGACAGUUUUAAUUGCAAAAAUAUGAAUGUUUUUUUUUUUUUUUUUUUUAUGAAUUAUUAUUAUUAGGAUUUCAGGUAAAAAAAUUUUUUAUUUUUUUUCUCAUUGUUAUUUAUUUAUCCGGAUAGAAUCAAUACAAGACUAUUUUACAAACCUGUUUUAAGAACAGGUGGUCUCAUUAUGCAUAGAUAUACCUUUUACAAAUGCUCAUGUGCAUAAUAUUCUAAUGUUAACCUAAUACUAAUAUCCUUAACAAUAACUUAUUUUCAGAAUCCACAAGAUCAAAUUUGUGAAAUUAGCUAGUAAUUGAUCAUUUUAAUUUUGCAUAAAACUCAUAAUUCAUUAAUUGCUUUAAAAAAAAAAAAAUUCAAGAUAAGAAAGUCCAUUAGAAAUUUAUCUUUCACAAAAUAUAUACAUGCACAACUAACUUGUCAUUACUUUCUUUGUCUAUUUUCUACAGGGAGUUGUACUGUGAGAUGGGAGAACAAAACUAUGUACUGUAUAGUCAGUGCCUUUGGACUUGCAAUAUAGCUUUCAAUCAAGAGCAACACAUUGAUUUAUUUUGUUCUGUCGCAAUCUUUAAAUUUCAAAUUUUGUUUUGUUUUUAUUUAGAUCACUGAGAUUUCACCGUGUGUGUUGAGUUACACUAUUUUCUAAAGUCUUCAGCUUAAGUGUAUUUACAAGGUGCUAUUACCUGAAAGUGCCACUAAAAACUUGCUUGAAAUGAAAUCCCUAACACACUAAUUGUCACUUUUCAUAAUUUAACUAGUUCUAAAUAAAUUAUUGUUGAAAACACAAUUUCUAUUUUUAUACAUGUGCUUUUACUAUAGUUUAAAGCUCUCUGCUGUACUGUGAAUUGUCGUCGUCGUCAUCAUCAUCAUCAUCAUCUUUUUGUUUGUUUUUUUUUCUUCCCCAUACUCAUGAGGGAAUAUAAUGGUGAGUUUUGUAUCGUGGUGAUUGUAGAGAGUUGACUGUGUACUGUCAGUAAACAGUUAAUUGAAUGGUAUAUAAAAUGUUUACCACCAAAGCAAGCAAUGGCAUUGCACAGCAAAGUUAAAUGUUGGUUUAUUAAAGUACCAAAUCUGGCAAUCAAAGGGAUGUUCUAAGGGCUAUAUCUGUUUCAGCUUAUCCAGUCUCUUCACGUUUAUGCUACAAGACGAGAGUUGUAAUUGUUGGCUGUUUGAUAGACAGAGCUUUAAAGUGAAACUACAAUCUCCACUCCUGUUUUGUAAAUUUGUCAGAUUAGUGAAACAUAAAGGUGUUUGCUGUUCCUGGCCCUAACCACUUCAAUAAACUGGAAUAGUGGUAGGUUUUAGUGUGGCUCUUUCGGUGCAUGAGUGGUGCUUGCUGUGAUCCAUCAAUCCAGUUCCCCUUAGAGAUAAGCAUUGGACACAUACACAGGAUCCAGUGUCUGUAUACUUUGCAUGCCCACAGCAGACAUAAAAUACAUUAAAUUACAGAAUCCACUCUAGUGAAAAGCAUCUAGUGGUUAUUUGUCUGAAUUCCUUUAGCGAUGUGAGGAUUAUAAAAUAAAAACAGUGGUGAUUUUCAGAAAUUUUUUCAUUUGCAGGAGCAGCAUCCAUGCCCCAAAAUCACUUCAUUAAGUUGAAGUAAUUUUGGAGUAUAGUUUACCUUUAAGUUUGGCUUAUUUGUUAUGAUAUUCAAGUGCUUGAUUGUAUAUCGUGCCAAUAUUUACAAAAAUAUUGUAAUCUAAUAUUACAAUGCCAAGUAUAUACUAAUGCCUAACUAUGCAUGGAGAGUAGGUAUACUAAAUUUACUAAUGCAUUAUUAGUAUGUAACACCAUGAGAAAAUGCAUGGCAUUAGAAGCAUCAGUAGUUCUAGGUGUUUAUGGGUCAAAUCUUAAAAAAGUUUGGUGCAAUUUUAUGUUUAAACCACACCACCUCAAGAAAUGUUUUUUUGUUUUUUCAUUGUCCUGAUAUCUGCAUGCUUUUCAUUAGCCUGUAUACCUGAAAGGAAAAAAAGUGAAUAAUUAAGAAUUAAAAAAGUUGGGUAAUUCACUGAAUCAGCCUUGUGAACCCAAAAAAUAAACAGUUGAUAAUUUUGAAACUGAAGUGUACC